UUUUAAUAGAAAAACUGCUGAUUAAUUUAUUUUCCCCGAAUGGAAGGUUUUUAACAGACGAGAGCGAGGCAAAAAGUUGUCAGCAAAAGAAGAGAUUAGGGAUUGUUUCAGGUAGAGUCACCCUUCCUUGGCAGGAGCAGGGGGUCUUAUGAAAAUCACCUCACUAGCGAUCAGGAAAUUCCAGACUAAAUGGCUUAAAAUUCCACUCGGGGGUAAGGCUGAAACUACAUUUAGGUAAAACGUUAAGCCCUAGUUUGGUGACUUGGUCCAGGAGAAGUGACUUCAUGCUGGGCCUCUGUUUUAACACUAGUUAGAUAAGCAAAGGAUUGAAACAGAGAAGCAAUGACUUGUACAAGGCAACACCACAACAGGAACCAUUACUGAAAACAACCAGGAAGGCAAAGCCAUGUGUCCCAGGGCAAACCAUCAGCCAACCGCAAUGGGGUCAUCCAAACGGAGGCGCGCCUGAUGCCGCCCUUUCUGCCAGGCAGGGCCAGGGUUGGAACCCAGUUCGCGCGGGGCCUCCUUUCCUCCGGUUCCACAGCCUCCAGCACCUUCUGAAGCCGUUUUCUGACGUUACUGGGCUUCCGCUCUUGAAGUAGGGGGCAAGCGAGGCGGGAAGAAUUUGGACAGCGCAGCGACCGGGCCAGGGUGAGUGCGGGAGUGCAGCCUCGUCCUUCGUCACUGACCACUCAGCUCGGGGGGCUCACGAGGCCCUCUUCGGGCUCCGUGGUGCCCGCGCCCCCUGAGCGCUGCAGGCUGCGAUGCAGGGAGUGGGGGGAAGAAUCUCGACCCGCCUCCCCCGCGCCGCAGUCCGGCGCCAGAGAGAGUGGACAUUCGGCCCUCGCGGCCGGGCCUCGCAGCGAGGCAAGAGGGCGCGGGCGCCACCGAACAGCCGGGCCCGCGCCCCCAGCACCUGCUCCGCUCGCGGUCUGCACCCUGCGUCCUGCAGGGAGGCGGGCCCGCCCCCCUGUGCGCGCAGGCGCGCGGGGCUCGGACCGCAGCCCGGCGCCGGGCGGUCGCAAGCGGGCCUUGCAGCUUGUAGGCCUACCAGGAUGGACGGGCAUGCUGAAAUGGAGAUGCUGAGGACACUGAAGGGCCCCCCCACAGGAGAGGUCAGCGUGCACCUGGUGGCCAGAGACAGCCCAGGUUCCAGCGCUCACCUGCCGGCUACGGCCUACAUCAUCCCAGCCAGCUCGGCCACCCUCGGCCUACCCAGCAGUGCCCUGGAUGUGUCCUGUUUUCCGCGGGAGCCAAUCCACGGGGGCGCCCCGGAGAGAGUGGCCGGCAGCGUACCAGUCACCGCCACUGUCCUGCCGCAGUUAAGCACCGGGCCGGCGGCCAGCUCUAGCGCCAGCACAGUGCGGCUCCUGGAGUGGACUGAGGCUGCGGCCCCACCUCCUGGGAGCGGCCUGCGGUUCCGGAUAAGCGAGUACGCGCCACUGACUAUGGUGGGAGCGGAGCAGCCUCCGAGUCCCGAGCUGCGCCCGGAAGGCGUGGCCGAAUAUGGAGACGGCGAGGCCCCGGCGGGAGGUGGAGAUGUGGGCCCCCAACAGCCCGCGGACCUCCCCCAGGACCCUCUAGAAGAUCCCCCUCAGAACCCCGCAGAGAACGAUGGUACCUGUCAGUGCCAGGAGUGUGGUCCUCAGCAAGGUGCUGGUCCAGAACCUGGCUUCUCCAAUGAUGGCUGCCCCCAGCUGUUCCAGGAGCGGUCAGUCAUAGUGGAGAACUCCUCAGGCCAGAGCUCCUCUUGCAUCAGCUCUUCGGAGCUUCUCAAACCCAUGAAGAAGAGGAAGCGCCGGGAGUACCAGAGCCCAUCAGAGGAGGAGUCAGAGCCAGAGGCCAUGGAGAAGCAAGAAGAAGGAAGGGAUCCAGAGGGACAACCUGCUGGUAGCACCCCAGAAAGUGAGGAGUGGAGCAGCAGCCUGCCUGCAUCAGGAGAGAAAAAGAAAGGCUGGACAUGGGAGUCCUACCUUGAGGAGCAGAAGGCCAUCACUGCCCCUGUCAGCCUCUUUCAGGACUACCAAGCGGCCACUCAUAACAAGAAUGGCUUCAGACUGGGCAUGAAGUUGGAAGGCAUCGACCCUCAGCAUCCAUCCAUGUACUUCAUCCUCACUGUGGCAGAGGUGUGUGGCUACCGCCUACGUCUGCACUUUGAUGGGUAUUCCGAGUGCCAUGACUUCUGGAUCAAUGCCAACUCCCCUGACAUUCACCCUGCUGGCUGGUUCGAGAAGACGGGGCACAAGCUACAGCCCCCUAAAGGUUACAAGGAGGAGGAGUUCAGCUGGAGCCAGUACCUGCGCAGCACGAGAGCUCAGGCUGCCCCCAAGCACCUCUUUGUGAGCCAGAGCCACGUGAGUGCCCCUGAGCAAGAACGGACACCUGCCCCGGCGACAGAGUCACUGCAGCCGGCCAGGAGUCCCCCACCCCUGGGCUUCCAGGUGGGCAUGAAGCUGGAGGCUGUUGAUCGCAUGAACCCAUCCCUCAUCUGUGUGGCCAGUGUGACCGACGUGGUGGACAGCCGCUUCCUUGUGCACUUUGACAACUGGGAUGAUACUUACGACUACUGGUGUGACCCCAGCAGCCCCUACAUUCACCCAGUGGGCUGGUGCCAAAAGCAAGGAAAGCCCCUCACCCCUCCACAAGACUAUCCAGAUCCUGACAGCUUCUGUUGGGAGAACUAUCUGGAAGAAACUGGGACCUCUGCUGUGCCUGCCUGGGCCUUCAAGGUGCGACCCCCACACAGCUUCCUGGUCAAUAUGAAGCUGGAGGCUGUGGACCGACGGAACCCAGCUCUGAUUCGUGUUGCCAGUGUGGAGGAUGUGGAGGACCAUCGGAUAAAGCUCCACUUUGACGGCUGGAGUCAUGCCUAUGACUUCUGGAUCGACGCCGACCACCCAGACAUCCACCCUGCGGGCUGGUGUUCCAAGACAGGGCAUCCCCUGCAGCCUCCUCUCCGACCCAGAGAGCCCAGUUCUGCCUCCCCUGGGGGCUAUCCCCCUCUUAGCUAUAGGAGCCUGCCGCACUCUAGGACCUCUAAGUACAGCUUUCACCACCGGAAGUGCCCCACUCCUGGUUGCGAUGGCUCUGGUCACGUCACAGGCAAGUUCACAGCUCACCAUUGCCUCUCGGGCUGCCCACUGGCUGAGAGGAACCAGAGCCGACUAAAGGCGGAGCUGUCCGAUACGGAGGCCUCGGCCCGUAAGAGGAACCUCCCAGGCUUCUCCCUAAGGAAGAAGCCUCGCCAUCAUGGCCGGUGCGGAGGGCAAGGGUGCAGGGCCUCGUGUCCUCUUGGGCCAGGCCAGGCUCCGAUUCCUUGCCACGGACCUGGUCCCUCUCUCUCCAGGAUUGGACGCCCUCCAAAGUAUCGGAAGAGCCCACAAGAAGAUUUCCCAACACUGACCGCCGAUGCCAUGCCCCAGUCCCUCUUCCUGUCAGCCCUGUCGGCGCACCCCGACCGUUCCCUCUCCGUGUGCUGGGAACAGCACUGCAAGCUCCUGCCGGGAGUGGCGGGCAUCUCGGCCUCGGCAGUUGCCAAGUGGACCAUCGAUGAGGUUUUCGGCUUCGUUCAGACCCUGACAGGAUGUGAGGACCAAGCCCGACUCUUCAAAGAUGAGAUGAUUGACGGCGAGGCCUUCCUUUUGCUGACACAGGCAGACAUUGUGAAGAUCAUGAGCGUCAAGCUGGGCCCAGCCUUGAAGAUCUAUAAUGCCAUUCUCAUGUUCAAAAACGCCGAUGACACCUUAAAGUGCUUGGUCUUGUCCACCCCUCUGUGAAACUGAGAGAGUCUCGCUGGCUUUGUGGUGUGGAAAGGCAGCGAGUACACACAGCUGUGCUGCGCUCACCGCUGCUGAGGAGCGGGGCUGGGACAGCUUUGCCAUGUGGUUCUGCCAGCCACACUCCUGAUGCUUGUCUAUGGGAAAGGCAGGAUGGACCGAGGGCCCUGGAGGAAAGCGCCUCCCAGACUCCAAACUUUGAGGCCUUAGCACUUUCUGCACCAACAUCAAACACUUUGGAAAGAAACCAAAUCAUAAAAGGGGAAGGAGAUCUGUUUUUUUGUUCACCCCACUGCCUCUUCCCCCCCAUCCUGUUCCCAAAUGAGAUCCUCACACCGUGGCCUGGGAGCGCAGUGCUGGGAGGGUGUUGGCACCGGUGCCUGUGGCAUGUGCCCUCUGCCCUGCUCUCUAGCAGCAGACACCGCUUACCCUUUGGCCCCCACAGCCUCACCCAGCCCUUGCCCAGCCCUGGCCUAGGGCACUGAGGACCUUUCUGUUUAAUUUCUGAAGCAGAGAGAAUGAUCCCAGAGUAUGAAAAUGAAGCCUGUUUGCACUUUCAUUCACAUGCACUUUGGUGGAGUUCCUUUUUUUGUACUUGCCUUGUGUGUGUGUGUGUAUGCGUGUGUGUGCACAUGCACACGUGUGUGUUUUUAAGAGAAUCCUCUGGUUUAAGAUAAAGUGAUUCUUGACUCUUGAGGGAGAAAAAGAUAAAAUGUGGUGUGUUUUGUCAGUGUAUUGAAACAACCCAAAUAAACUUGAAC
This is a messenger RNA of Manis javanica (Malayan pangolin), 4537 nucleotides long. It is a transcript of the gene L3MBTL1, whose product is annotated as L3MBTL histone methyl-lysine binding protein 1. NCBI's taxonomy places the organism in Eukaryota, Metazoa, Chordata, Mammalia, Pholidota, Manidae. The record is from RefSeq and is a predicted model, not a curated record. Gene Ontology annotation, biological process: negative regulation of DNA-templated transcription. Gene Ontology annotation, cellular component: nucleus. Gene Ontology annotation, molecular function: histone binding; chromatin binding; zinc ion binding.